AUGGCAGGCCCAGAUCCAGAAAGCUUCAGCAGAGCCCUGACGAGGUUCAAGGCAACCAUCGAUCCAUCACUACAACAAGAAUUUUCAGCCUGUACCUUGAGGGAUGUUCAUCGAACCAUCCAAGAUAUCCAGGAUAAAGAUGCCAGAGAAGGCCCUCUUCGAGCAAUGGGUAGGCUCCAAGCCUUCGUUGAGGCGAUGGAGCAACUCGGGAGUGUCAUUGAAGUCUUCUUGAAUGCAAGCGAGCUUGUUUGCUUCAUCUGGAAAAUUGGAUGCUUACUUUGCGUUUAUAUCACAAAAUCAUUCUUCUCCAUUUUCGAUAAGCUGCUCGACGCAUACUCUCGGAUUGGAGACGCCAUUCCAGGCCUACUCCACUACAAAGAUACGUUUGAGAGGCAUCCGCCGCUAGCCAAGGUACUUGAGGACUACUACUCAGAUGUGUUGAAUUUCCACAGCGAGGCCAUCGCAGUUUUCAGACGACCAAGAUGGAAAACCUUGUUCACUGUUACGUGGAAGACGUUCGAGACCAAAUUCGGUCCUAUCAUGCAAAGCCUGGCAAGGAAGAGGGAAAUGCUUGAAUCGGAAAAAGGAUCAGCAACACUCCAUGCAAUUCAGAAUCUUCGUGAAGACAUCGCCAACGUUCAACGAGAGCAGAAUGCCCAAGCAACCAUGAAUGACCGCGAAAACCGUCGACGUCGAAUGCGCGAGAUUCAAGAGAAACUGCAAAGUCCCAACUACCAACUCGAUCAAGAAAUGUCAGCAGAGCGCAGAAAUGGUAGCACGUCAGGCCUAUGGAUUUUUGACGACCCUACCUUUCAGGCAUGGUUACAUGGCGGAUCCUCUAGCUCCAAGAUCUUGUACAUCAAUGGCAUGCCCGGCGCUGGAAAGACCAUCCUCAUGUCUACUGUGAUUGAAAGACUUCUUCACGAAAGGGUUGCUCCCAAUGGGCAGAGCUUUGUCGGCUAUUUCUACUUCAAGCAUCGACAAAAUGAGACGCACAACGCCAUGCUACGAGCGGUUCUGGAGCAGCUUCUAAGCCAGAACCCAGCCCUUUCUGACCACCUUUUCGACGAGGUGUCGUUACUUGAGGGCGUCAACCUAAGAACCACUGCUCAACUUGAAAAGCUCGUCGAGACGGCCAUCGAGAGCUACACCAAUUUAUACCUUGUUCUCGAUGGAUUGGAUGAGUGCGCCAACGAAGAGAUCAAGAAUAUUCUCAAUUGGUCUCUCUCGCUGAUCGAUGACAAGUUGAGAAAUUCGGGAUCUGAUCUACGAAUUAUUCUCUCUGGUCAGCGCGAUGGUGUGUUGGAUGCAAAGCUGGUUCAGCAGCCGUCGAUUUCCUUGGAAACAUCUGCACACAAUGAGGACAUACGAAGGUAUUGCGAAUUACGCUGCAAGGAAAUCGCAGCGACGUUCUUCAAGUCUUCUCCGGAUGGAGAAGAGGCUCAGAACAUCAAAGAGCGAAUAUUCUCACUUGUGACAAACGAAGCGAAGGUGGUAUUGGAAAACCUACUUGGCCAGACUCGGCUUUCGGGCCUGAAGCGUGAAAUUCAGGCAGAUACCUUUCCCCGAGGGAUAGAAAAGGCCUACCAGAGAGUUUUCGCCCGUGUCAUUGACCAAGCGCCAAAAGCGAAACGUGAAGACGCAAUCAAGCUGCUUGGGUUGGUAAUCCAUGCGAGAAGGAUCUUGCAUUGGAGAGAAAUACAGGCCUUCUUUUGCAUUGACUCGACUAGUGGGAACGUGGACUACGAUGAUCGCCUCCUACGCACUGGCAAGGAUGUAUGUGGCGCGUUGGUGGAUGUUCACCGUUGCUCUCGAGACUCUACAGGCUCUGAGGACCUGGUUCGUAUUGUGCACGAGUCAGCUCGGAUGUAUCUGCUGGAGGAGCACGCGACUCUGUUCUUCCCGGAAGCCGUCAAUGUCUCAACCUUUUGUCUCCGAUAUCUUACAUCCGAUCCCUUCAAGAUUGGUAUCGAUUCAAAGGAUAUAUCAUCCUGGGCGAUCAAAGGGUACUAUGCUCUGCAAGAUUACUCUGUACAAUUCUGGUAUGAUCACAGCCAGAUGUGUCUGCAAGCGUACGACACAUUAGAUCCAACUCAACGAGACCAAGUGACAGCUGCACUGGCUCGCUUCCUUGAGUCUUACGCUCAGCUAAGCGAAAUGGACUGGCGUCAUGGAGAAAACACUGUCGCGAAGCUGAUGGAAGCUUUCAAGGGCCUUCCAGAACACGCACGCGACAGGAAUGAGUGUUUCAACAUUGAAUAUCGUACGACUAUGAUUCGCCAACAGAUUGAGCAUCUUCAACAGGACGCCUCCUCCACAGAAGCAAGGGAGUCAUUCGAGUUCCUCCACGGCCCCCUCACGACAUUAAAAUGCUCUAAGCCUUGGUGUGACUUGUUCAAAGGUGGUUUGGAAAACCUCAAGGAAUGCCAGAGACACAUCAAUCGCCACGAGCUGCCAUUUAUCUGCAAUGAAGAUGGAUGCCACACCUCUGGCAUUGGUUUCGAUUCCCAAACGAGCUUAGAUAUCCAUCGAAAGCAGUGGCAUUCGAACAACAGCAAAUCCAUUCAGUUUCCAAAAAGGCGGCAGAAAUCUUACCGAAACAUACGCGAUGCCGCGAAAUCCGGGGACAUCGAAGCUGUCACAGCUUUCUUAAAUGCAGGAGAGCCCGCCAAUUCCGUCCCAGGUGGGAACUAUUUAUUUACACCUUUGUAUCUUGCAGCACGGCACGGCCAUGUUCAAGUCUGCAAACUGCUGCUUGACAGGGGUGCGGAUGUCAAUUAUGAGCUGAGACGAGAAACAGGGACCGCACUACAUGCGAGCGUCAGGAAAAGUCAGUUGGAAACGACAAGACUACUCCUCGCCCAGAAUGACAUUCAGCUCAACGGAAUCGACCUUGAACUUAGCACGGCAUUUGACCUUGCUUGUCGGCAAAGUGACGACAGGAUCUGCAGGCUAUUUCUGGAAUCUGGAAAGCUUCAUGAUCGUCUUUUGAAUCGCGAUCAUACAAACGUUCUGCGAAUGGCUUGCUCCAAAGGUGAUGUGUCCUCAGUCAAGUACUUUCUGGAACACGGAUUCAACAAGAUUGCGGACCGAUCCCUUAUUGAGAGCAUGAUCCAUGCCCAAACUCCUCCUUCCGAUGCUAGCAUGGCUCGUAUCAUCGAAUUGCUCUUAGCCACGGGGAACAUUGAACUUGAAAGCAGGGACAUUCUGAAUGCCCUGAAAAUGAACUUGGCCUCAGUUGCAAGAUCAAUGCUCUACUCCUCAAAGCCGGGAUUUACGAGAGUUGAAUUAGAAGAAUGCCGACGACAGGCAACAGAAAGAGGGUACACAGAUAUUUUGCCCAUGGUAAGUGGCUGA
This is a messenger RNA of Fusarium vanettenii 77-13-4, 3357 nucleotides long. RefSeq lists its product as uncharacterized. Lineage: Eukaryota; Fungi; Ascomycota; Sordariomycetes; Hypocreales; Nectriaceae. The transcript is spliced from 7 exons. The coding region runs from base 1 to 3357 and encodes 1118 amino acids. Gene Ontology annotation, molecular function: ATP hydrolysis activity; protein binding. The record is from RefSeq and is a predicted model, not a curated record.